AUGGCCCACCUACUAGUCUUGUUGCUUGCUGUGGUUUCCGGUGCCUUCUGUCAAGAGGCACCACAAGUCCAAACCAGAAAUGGCUCUUACACUGGCGUUCAUCUGCCUUUACUCAAUCAAGACUAUUUCCUCGGCAUGCCGUUCGCGCAGCCUCCUGUUCAGGGUCCCCUUCGGUUCUCGCCACCAGCUUCGUUGAACACCUCCUGGACUGGAUCGAGAGACGCAACUCAAUUCGGCAACAUUUGCCACGGCUACGGUAAUGACAACAACAGGCUCGCGGCUCUUGGCUUCAAAAUCUCCGAGGACUGCCUGAGCAUCAACGUCGUUCGCCCCUCCAACUACACAGACCAAUCACUGCCAGUUGCCGUAUACAUCUACGGAGGCGGCUACUUCCAAGGUAGCAGCGCUGAUCCUCGGUUGAACUUCUCGUCCAUCAUUCGCGACUCCGUUGCAACAGAGAAGCCCAUCAUUGGUGUCAGUUUCAAUUAUCGCCUUUCUGCGUUUGGGUUCCUAGGAGGAUCGGAACUUGUGGCCGCUGGAGCCGCAAACCUUGGCUUUAGGGAUCAGAGAUUGGCACUUCACUGGCUGUUGGUUCGAGCGUCGACAGCUAACUCUUCUCUAGAGAACAUUGCUGCUUUUGGAGGAGAUCCUACAAAAGUAACGAUAUUCGGUAACAGCGCAGGUGCAGGUUCGGUCGGUGCCCAACUUUUGGCAUACAACGGGCGCGAUGAUGGACUGUUCAGAGGUGCAAUUUCUCAGUCAGGAGCCCCUGCUGGCUUCUCGCCAUUCUCUCCGUUUCUCGACGUCGCAAAGUCGGAGGAAGUCUACGAUAAUAUCACAGUCGGUGCAGGGUGUAAUACGACAGAUAAACUUGACUGUCUAAGGAAUGUCCCAACUGAUGUUUUGAACGCCGUAGUCAACUCAACAGCCACUUCAGGGGCUUCCUACGGACUAGUGUUCGACGGUGAUUUCGUUGCCGAUGCCCCAGGAUCUCAGCUGGCCAAGGGCAACUUUGUCAAGGUUCCUUACAUCAUUGGCCACAACACAGAUGAAGGGUCUGCCUUUAUUCCAGGCAACAACUUUGACAAUGCCACGUUCUAUUCCACAUCCAAGAUCGACACGGAUGAGCAGUUCAGGGGCUACAUUGUUUCGCUCAAGGCCAAUGAGACGGUGGCAAGUCGGCUGUUUGAAUUAUACCCUCAAAACGCAACCGACCAGGCUCUAGCCACGUACCCAGACGAUCUCGGUGCUGAACUCGGUUAUCAAUACAAGAGAGCCGUUACGCUCGCUGGUGACUCCAACAUCAUUGCACCGACUCGUUACACGGCUCAGAUGUGGGCGGCCUACAACUACCGAUGGGACGUUAUCGUCAGCGGUUUACCUCGGUACAUUGGCGCAACCCAUGCGAAAGAGAUAUUCUUCGUGUUCAACGACCAGAGCAGAGACGAUUACGACGUCUGGCCUUUGCUUGACAAGCCUCAAUCGUUUUCUGGCCUGGCUUCCAUCAUGGCAGCGGCAUGGGCUAGCUUUGUUGCAACGGGUGUACCGAAUAGCAAUAGAUCUGGUAAGUUUGAUAUUCCAAAGAGCCUCAUAAGUGUGGGAUAACUACUGACGUUGAGAUUUUCAGUCAACGGGACAUAGUGGCCAUUGUACAACGAAUCCAAGAAGAAUUUCGUCUUCACUGGAAACGUCUCCAGUCAUGUUGAGGACGACGAUACGCGUGAGCAGGAAAUCAGCUUUUUGUCGGGUCUCUUUUGAUGUGAGGUGAAGUGGCAGUGACAGACCGAAGAAGUGGGACCAGGAUGAGCGAACGGGACCCACAGUAGUCUGAGAGGACUUCAGAUAACCAAUAAUUUCGCGCGGGGCCCGCUGUGCC
Messenger RNA from Colletotrichum phormii, 1876 nucleotides. RefSeq names its product Carboxylesterase. The record is from RefSeq and is a predicted model, not a curated record. Lineage: Eukaryota; Fungi; Ascomycota; Sordariomycetes; Glomerellales; Glomerellaceae. The transcript is spliced from 7 exons. Bases 1 to 1605 code for a protein of 534 amino acids.